AUAAUUCAUCUUUCUUUGCAUUUUUUCCAUUCACACAUAAAUUUUCUCUUUCAAAAUAAAUACAAAAAAAUUUAGUAUUUUCUUUCAUUUUAAUUAAAAAACAAAACACUUCUUUGCCAGAUAGAAUUAUCUGCAAUCAAAAUGCACAAUUAGAAGUUAUACACAAUGAAUCUACAAUCAUUAUUUCGGGAUUUUAAUCCCAGCAAAUUCAUUGUCCACUGCAGCUUGUUCACAUUCAUAACACUCUUUUGCUUGCGAUUAGAUGGUUAUAUAGAUUGGCCUUAUUGGGCAAUAUUUACACCACUUUGGAUAUGGAAGGGCAUUGCCGCCUUGGGUGCAUCAAUUGGAGCAAUUGUCUGGUGUAGAUAUCCACAUUAUAGAUUAGAAGGUGAUUCCUACACACAAUUCAAGGCAAUGUUGAUCUCUCUUUCCCUUCAUUUGAUACUUUUGAUGUUCGAACUAUUGGCAUGUGACAAACUCACCUCGGGUCGUCAUAUUUGGGUUCUGGUCUUUAUACCGCUAAUCUUUGGCAGUGUGGCCAGUGUUGGGGCUUGUGUUUGGGCUGUUAAACACGAUCGAUCAUUUGAGCUGGAAUUAUUCCUUGCAGUAAAUGCUUUGCUGUUUGUUUCAUUGCCCUUGAAGUUGGAUGGUUUUGUUUAUUGGAGUUGGGAAGUUGUCAUUGUUCCAAUGUGGAUUGUUGUUUGUUUGAGUUUAGUUAGUGUCCUUUACAACAUUAUUUUCUGUGGAAUCAUGAUGAGAACUCCAGAAAUAUCAUUGCAACAGAAGAAAGCGGCUCUUAACUCUGCCAUUGGCAAUGCAUGCACUGUACUGCCAUUGUUAUGCUUUCAGGUUAUAAUUGCUGAUAAACUCGAAGGUGAAUUGAAAUUUCCCUACAUUGUCAUCUUUAGUCCGUUGCUAGUGGCCAUCUUUACGCUUAUCAUUCUAAGUUUUAGCGCCAAAGGAGGCAACAAAUGGUGGUUUGGAAUUCGUAAGAGUUUCAGCCAAUUCCUACUCUCAACCAUGCCUUUCCUUCAAGAAUACGGUAACAUAUCUUAUCACACCGACAACGGUGGACAAUCGAUUCCUCUCGACUCGACCAAUGUGCACCUCAGCGAGUACGAAAAACACGAUAAAAAGAGUAAAAAAGGUCUCAAGAAUGACAGCAUGAAACCUGUUGUUCCCAUUAUAAGUAUUGAUUUACCUGAUUAAAUUUUUAUUAAUUGUAUAAGUUUCAUGUUUCAAAAUUAUACAAAAAACAAAAAGAAAUAACAAAAUCCUUCCUACAAAAUAAUAAAAUGUAAUGUAAACUGUUUUAAAACACAAAAACUUCCUGUAGCACAAGCAACGCAAGCAAUUCCCACCCAUCAAAAUGAUCAAGUUCUUUGCGCCAUGUUCCUCAGAAUCUCUGUUAUUAACUUUUUAACUACCUACACUUUUUCCCCACCCACCCAUCUCCUUAUCACAAACCACAUAAUUUUGAAAAAGAAAAUCAAAGUAUAAAAGUAGUUAUUGUAUUAACGAAAAAGAAAAAAUGUUUUUAACUUUAAAAUUAAUAACAAAACAAUUCAAAGGUUUUAUAUUGAACUUCGAUCUAAAUGUAAGCCUACUUUUAGUAAAAAAAAAAAACAACAACAGAAAAAAAAAGAGUGUUAUAUGAACCGCACUGAUUGAAACAAAAAACUUACAAUAAUUAAUUACAAUACAAUAUAGUUGUUAGUUAUAUUUUUUAAUAUUUAAUUUUUUUAUUAUUAUUUUCAAUUCAUAUAUUUUUUAAAAACUUUAGUUUAAGUUCUUUAUUUAAUAAUUUAAGAUGAUUUAUUGAAAACUAGAUUUAACAAAAGAAAAAAAAAAUUAAAAAAUAUUAAUGUAUAUCUAUUUAAAAAUACAUAUAUGGAAAAAAAUAUAAAUGGAAAGUGAACUAAUUGUA
Molecule: messenger RNA, 1927 nt
Organism: Episyrphus balteatus (marmalade hoverfly)
Lineage: Eukaryota; Metazoa; Arthropoda; Insecta; Diptera; Syrphidae
Product: transmembrane protein 185B
Exons: 6
Coding region: 166-1209 (347 amino acids)
Source: RefSeq, a predicted model, not a curated record